Molecule: messenger RNA, 3985 nt
Organism: Cynoglossus semilaevis (tongue sole)
Lineage: Eukaryota; Metazoa; Chordata; Actinopteri; Pleuronectiformes; Cynoglossidae
Gene: fgf23
Product: fibroblast growth factor 23
Exons: 3
Coding region: 864-1661 (265 amino acids)
Molecular function (GO): growth factor activity
Source: RefSeq, a predicted model, not a curated record
GGUUUAGUUGACGUAAGACUAAACAUCAACUAAACCUAAAAACAUGGGUCUAUGUCAUGAUUUUUUUCCAGGAGACAUUCCCAGAAGAUUUGACUAAUUGUUAUUAAUGAAUCAAAUGAAAUUUGCCAUUUGGCUGAAGCGGAAUUUUCUUUGCUCGCAUAGAUUAUGUUAAUAUGGUAAAAUCUGUAAAAGUAAUGUGAUACACUGUCAGGUUUUAUAUUCAUAUUUUACUUUAAACAACCCUUUGAAAUUUCAGGCCACCGACUACCGAAGCUCUGUGUCUAAAAUGAGAAGGUGGCUCCCUCUGUUGGCUCAAAGUGGAAAUGCUGACAUAUGCAGGUGCCUGCACAUUUACACAAAGCUUGCAGACAUUAAAUAUUGUCAUAAUCGCAAUUACUUCACGGUUGAUGAAGUAGCUUUGGUUUCUAUACAUCUAUAUGAUAGAACACCUAACCCUGACCUGACAAAAACAAAACGUGUUACAGAUAAACGUUCGUUUUGCUGUAAAUUCUUUAACGCACAAUGAUUGCGAUCCAAACAAAAACCAGAAUUCGGUAAACUGUGUGGCAUUAGGAAAUAGCCCACGAUGUUUGGUGGACGAGUCAACACGUGUCACCAAAAAUACGACUCAUGUUGUCUGACCGACAGCAGGGGGGUAAACAGACAGAGGUGGAAGUGGCCCUUCCGCUGCUCCAAACCCGCACAUCUGCUUUGGGGGCGAGUUUCUGUUUUUUACGCAAAGGAAGUGGCACUCGGGGGGCUUUAAAUAGGAACUCUCUCCAAAGUCUGGGUUGAGUUCACGACGCAGCAUCUGAAAGCUCCCAGUAGCUCGUGGUCGGAAAAGCGUAAAGUUUGGCUCCAGGAUGGACAUCAACAAGAGACUGGGGACGAGGGACACUCUGCUGGCACUCCUGCUCGCUCUCCUCCAGGGGUUUCCUCUCGGAGAAACGGCCCCGAAUCCAUCCCCGCUGGUCGGAUCCAACUGGGGAAAUCCGAGGAGAUACGUCCACCUGCAGACCUCCACGGAUCUCAACAACUUCUACUUGGAGAUCAGACUGGAUGGCACAGUGUGUAAAAGCACAGUCAGGAGCUCAUACAGUGUUAUUCUUUUGAAAGCUGAAACCAGGGAGCGCGUCGCCAUCCUUGGUGUCAAAAGCAGCCGUUACCUGUGUAUGGAUGUGGAGGGCAGACCGUUCAGCUCACCGAUCUGUCUGAGGGACGACUGUCUGUUCAACCACAAGCUCCUGGAAAACAACCGGGACGUGUACUACUCCAUCAGGACCGGCAUCCUGUUCAACCUGGAGGGCUCCCGACAGGUGUACUCCGUGGGUCAGAACCUGCCCCAGACCUCCCUGUUCCUUCCCAAAAGGAACACGGUGCCACUGGACCGUCUCCUGCAGCACAGGGGGAAGCGCAACGAGCUUGUGGAUCCAGCUGAUCCCAACAACGUCCAACAGGGUCAGACAGAGGGCGGCUCGGACUCCCGGGCCAUGCCGGAGGACGACACGGACCUGGAGGUGGAGACCGAGGUGGAGACGGAGGUCGGGGACGACGGGCGUAACGUAUCUCGGGAGAACCAGCAGGCUCCGUCCUCCCACGACCCUUGGAAUGCGCACUGGUCCAACCCAGGCAGCCCACGGGGAUUCGGGGUCAUGGGGUGACGUAACAGGUGAAAUUUCAAAGUUAACUAUUGAGUGACGCCGUCAAUCCUUUAACCAUCAACAACGCGUACUAAAGCGAUUCAUGUAGCAUGGUAAUCCACAGUGUCUUAGCUAACAAACAUUUCCUACGGUCAACCUGUCAGAAACGUCGUGUGUUUAUACACUGAAUGUGGGGCUACAACUGUAUAAAGAUUAUUUUCAUUAUCAAUUAACCUGAUGAAUAUAUAUUUUUCUUUGAUGACUUUUUAGCUAGAUGGACAAUAUCUGAUACGUAUACACAUAUAUGUAUGUAUAUGCUUAGAUUUUCUCUUCCGCAAACCAAAGACAUUCCACGGUGGCAAAGAAACAAAAACCUACUCUCUCUUAAACGUAAAGUGUGUGAUAAUUGGAGGCAGAACAACCAUAACUCCAUAAGGCAAAGGGUUAAGGGUUCUAAUCCCUAACGUGUUUGAAAUAAGCAUGGCAUUUGACUUAAAUGUACGAAUUCACGAGUCUCUCCAGGUACCACCAGUAUGAGCAACACCAAACAAGAGUAUUGAACAACGAACCUAAUACACCCUAAUGGUCCCACAUACCACCAGAGAGAGACCAAAUACCAUUGGUGGUACACUUACUAUACAACAGUAGUUUGACAACCAUUGCUGAGGUUAACCUCUUGCGUCGUUCAGCCCACGCUCUUAUUUUAUGGAUGCUGCCAUCUUGUGUUGACACGUGUCAACAGCAGUCCCAACCGACAUGCCACGCUUUCGAGUAAACAGCGGCUUGCUCCUCCUACACACUUUACAAAUACAGAGUUGAAACCAAAGGAAGAACAGACAGGAAAUGGUUGAAAGGGUGGAAGUGGGGAGAGUUGUGAAAGAAUACUUCAUAGUAAACGCCAACUAUGUUCCCGGGGAAAGGGAGGGUCAAACUGAGGGCCCCUUUUCUAUAGAACCCUAACAUUUUUGUUUACUAAUUAUGACACACUUGACAUUUAAGGUGGAGGAAAAAAUCUUGUGUACUUGUUUUGAUUUGAAGAGAAUUUCAAAAUAUUGUCAACUGCAAAAACACUAGGGAUUAAUGAAGUAAUUUAGUACAAUGAUAUUAUUUAAUGAGUGAUCGCAGCCCUAAUGUGAAUGUACAAAACAUUAGACUUGACUUGCAGCCCUUUUGCACAGUUUUCUUGUCUUGGAAAUUCAAAUCCACCUUAUCUUACUUCUAUUGAGCUUCAUUUAGCAUCACUUGGUAUCAGGUGUAACCAGUGAUUGAUGAUGAUUUAUCAUGAUUUUUAUUGGAUUUCAGUCAUUGUUCAUUUACAUUUAGUCCAAUACUAAUCAAGUUUUGAGGUUGGUGGAGGAUUUACUCGAUGAAAACAGGUCUGAACAACAGCUAUGUGAUAAAGAUAUGACGGUAAAUAAUUCAAAGUACACAAAAAAUAAUCAAAAAGUGAGAGAAAACAUACAGUGAGAGAAAAUCUCUGAAUUAUUCUGAGUUUUUUUAUUUUGAGGUUUUUACAGCUGGUCUGGAAAACCAAGUUGUUGUUUUUUCCAAGACUAAUGUGACUUGACCAAACGUUUUUGGGACAGAGAGGGUUGUCAAUUAGUGUCAAACUAUUGUUAAAUAAAACCCUAAACUAGGGCUGUCACUUUUUCCAAACAUCAGGUACGUCCCUUAAACUCAAAAAACAUCACAGCCACCUGCAACAUAUAUUGGCUUUGUGUCAAUUUUAGGGAACAGAUCACAGAGCCUUAAGUUGUCUGAGAUAUACUUGAAGAAAUUUGAUCCCUCCAUAAAAAGUGACAGCCCUAACAUAUACAUGUAUAGAAUGAAAAUGCGCUUUUAGUAGAGUUUAAACUAGGUUCCAUCUAUAUUUUAAAAUUCCUACGCAAGUGAAAAUAUAGAUAUGGGUUAGUUUUACUGCAAAGACUUUGAAUUUUUAUUACUACUAUUCCUUAACUACAUGUCAUUUGAGUCACUUGUGUUGUUACGUUUGAUUUGUGUGUGUUGUGUGAUUGCCAACAGUAGUAAUUCAUGACUUGAAGGAACAGGACAACAGGGUAAACAACAUUUACAGAGCAGUGAUCCUGAUAUCAAAAAAGAAGUAUUUAUUUAUUUAAAAAAAAAAACAUUCCUUGAGUGUUAUUUAUGGUAUUUAUGAGGAUGCUCAGUGUAAAUAAACACAGUAUGCCAUUGAAUGUACGAGUAGAUGUCGCGAUUGGAGAGCCGUUGCUUGAAUUUGGGACAAAAAUAAAAUCCUGAUCAGAAAGUGAGCGGUGUUGUGUGUUGUUUGUAUAGUACGCCAAUAAGCCUUUAAUAUGGAAACUAUGAGAUUACACACACACACA